Molecule: messenger RNA, 1630 nt
Organism: Cucurbita moschata (crookneck pumpkin)
Lineage: Eukaryota; Viridiplantae; Streptophyta; Magnoliopsida; Cucurbitales; Cucurbitaceae
Product: phospholipase A(1) LCAT3
Exons: 11
Coding region: 114-1484 (456 amino acids)
Biological process (GO): lipid metabolic process
Source: RefSeq, a predicted model, not a curated record
CAUAAAAAACACCGCGACCUCCUUCAUCAUCUACACUCGUUGUCUUCUCCCACUUUCUACCUCUUUCUUCCACCCGUCUCCAUCUCAGACCUCACUUCACUUCUGGAACACCCAUGGUUGGACGAGGAGGAGGAGGAGGAGGAGGAUUCUUUCUUCCAUGUUUCGGAUCCCGGAUGCCCGAUUCCGAACCCGAACCCGAACCCGAUCGCGACCCGGUUCUGCUCGUCUCCGGCAUUGGCGGCUCCAUCAUUCACGCCAAGAACAAGAAAUUCUUCGGCUUACAGACCCGCGUAUGGGUCCGAAUCUUCUUGUCUGACCUGGUGUUCCGUGAGAACCUCAUUUCCAUCUACAAUCCCGACACAGGCUAUACGGAAUGCGUGGAUGAUAACAUAGAAAUUUUGGUCCCUGAUGAUGAUGAUGGCCUGUAUGCGAUUGAUAUUUUAGAUCCAUCUGCGGUGGUAAAAUGCCUCCAUGUGGAUGACGUUUAUCACUUUCAUAAUAUAAUUGAUAUGCUUGUUGGAUGCGGCUACAAGAAGGGAACGACAUUGUUUGGUUUUGGUUAUGAUUUCCGGCAGAGUAAUAGAAUUGGCAAGGCUAUGGAUGGUCUUAAAGCGAAGCUGGAAACUGCUAGUAAAGCUUCUGGUGGUAGAAAAGUGAACAUAAUAUCUCAUUCUAUGGGUGGGCUGCUACUUUCGUGUUUCAUGUCACUCCAUAAUGAUAUUUUUUCCAAAUACGUAAAUAAGUGGAUUGCUAUAGCUUGCCCUUUCCAAGGAGCACCAGGAUGCAUCAAUGAUUGCCUGCUGACUGGAUUGCAAUUUAUCGAAGGCUAUGAAAGCCAAUUUUUCGUAUCUAGAUGGACAUUUCACCAGCUGUUGGUUGAAUGUCCUUCAAUUUAUGAGAUGCUGGGAAAUCUAGGAUUUAAUUGGCAUGCACAACCACAGAUCCAAGUUUGGCAAAAGAGUUCUGUUGAUGGGAAAACUUCUGUUGAAUUGAAAUCAUAUGGCCCAACUGAUAGCAUUGCUUUAUUCGAAGAAGCAUUAAGAAAUAACCAGAUAAAAUUUCAUGGAAAGACUAUUCCUCUGCCCUUUAACUUGGAUGUUCUCAAAUGGGCUACUGGUACUCGCCAAGUAAUUGAUAAUGCAAGCCUACCAGAUGGAAUCUCCUUCUAUAAUAUUUAUGGGACAUCGUUCGAUACGCCUUUUGAUGUGUGCUAUGGUUCCGAGUCGUUGCCGAUUGAGGACUUGUCUGAAAUCUGCAAAACUUUGCCUCAGUAUUCUUAUGUGAACGGAGAUGGUACAGUUCCCAGUGAAUCAGCCAAGGCGGAUGGUUUUGAAGCAACUGAGAGAGUAGGAGUCGCAGCGAGUCAUCGAGGGCUUUUGAAGGACGAAACAGUGUUGCAGCUUAUCCAGAAAUGGUUGGGAAUUGAUGAGAAGGUUAGUAAACACCUAACAACUUCCAAAGUGUUCGAUGCUUCUCUGAAGUAGAAGUGUGGCUAGUGUAAGUUUAAAAAUAAGGCAUAAAUAUUGUAUUAGUCAUUUGUAUUCUAGCAUAUCAGUAGAAUCAUAAUGACGAAAUAGCCCAAAUUAAGGAUAGAAACACAUACAUACAUGACUAGCGUGCUUUACAAACA